Thelazia callipaeda (thelaziosis nematode) is the source of this 552-nucleotide messenger RNA. The record is from the annotation of a GenBank genome assembly. NCBI's taxonomy places the organism in Eukaryota, Metazoa, Nematoda, Chromadorea, Rhabditida, Thelaziidae.
AUGUACAGUUUCACAGACUUUCCAUUAAGAAAAAGUGAUCAGCUAACUGAUAACAUUGCUGAGAAAAGUGAUAAGCGUUUUUCUCGUCCGAAUAUAUUGCAACUUCCAAGCAGAGAAGAACUUUCAGAUGAGUGGUACGAAAUGGGAACAACAACAACACCAUCUAAUGAUGGAGCCGGUGGAACUGACUGUAAGACAGAAAAUGAGAUUACCAGUACGUCUACGACUGCAGUGAACGAAAUUAGUGGUAUGGAUCAAAUGGAUUUAGAACCUGAUCACGCUGCAGAAAUUGAAGCUUUGGAGCAGUCUCUAACUGCUUUGCUUGAUGAUUUCCGAUCCGGAAGAAUGUGUGCCUGUAAAUUAGUUUUGGGUGAAGAACGAUUGAAAAUGAUGAGGGAAGCACGACAAGAGAUGGAAGAUUUAACCGCAUUUCACGUCAAGUUGCACAAAAUUCAAGCACCAAGUUUUUCCACUUUGAGUGACAGUGGUGGACUUGAUGAGCAGUAUGAUCUGCUUUUCCGGAAACUUGAUAAUUUACAUGGUUUUCUGUAA